Molecule: messenger RNA, 2629 nt
Organism: Diabrotica balteata
Lineage: Eukaryota; Metazoa; Arthropoda; Insecta; Coleoptera; Chrysomelidae
Source: the annotation of a GenBank genome assembly
GUUUAGUUUGACUUUUAAAUAGGUUGAGGAGGUUUCUUUGAUAUUGUAACUAAAGUGUAAAGCGUGUUCACAAUGUGCGGAAUUUUUGGUUAUUUGAACUACUUGACCCCGAAGAAGAGGGAAGAAAUCUUAGAAUUAUUGGUAAACGGUCUCAAACGAUUGGAAUACCGUGGAUAUGACUCAGCUGGUGUAGCUGUCGACUCUCCCGAAGCCAAGGAUAUCUUCAUCAUUAAAAAAACUGGCAAGGUCGCACUGCUCGCCGAAGAGAUAAAGAACAAAAGUAAUAUCUUAGACAUGGAAAAGUCGAUGGACAUCCAUUGCGGUAUUGCUCAUACGCGUUGGGCCACUCACGGUGUCCCCAACGAAGUAAACAGCCAUCCGCAAAGAUCAGACGACGAAAAUGGAUUUGUAGUCGUCCACAAUGGUAUCAUCACAAACUACAAAGAAGUCAAGGUUUUCCUUGAGAAGAAAGGACACAGAUUCGAAAGUGACACCGAUACCGAAAUAAUCGCAAAAUUGAUUUACCAUUUUUACAAGCAACAUCCUAAUUAUUCGUUCAGAGAACUCGUGGAGCACGUUGUGCAGCAGUUGGAAGGCGCUUUCGCUCUUUGUUUCAAAUCAAAAUACUUUCCUGGAGAAUGCGUGGCUACGCGAAGAGGUUCCCCUCUUUUAGUUGGUAUCAAAACCGCAACUCGCUUAGCCACCGAUCACGUACCUAUUUUAUACGGAAAAGAACACAGACCUCAUGGACGAGGAGAAUACCCUACAUUACCAAGAACAGGGUCAACAUCUGAAUUUGAACCUCUUGAAGACAAACAAGUCGAAUAUUUCUUUGCAUCAGAUGCUUCCGCAAUUAUUGAACAUACCAACAGGGUGAUUUAUUUUGAAGAUGACGAUGUGGCAGCUGUUAAAAAUGGUUCCCUUAGCAUCCACAGAAUCCGAAGAGCCGGUGAUGACCCACAAAAACGAGAAAUUACCACUUUAAAGAUGGAGUUGCAACAGAUAAUGAAAGGAAAUUAUGAUUUCUUUAUGCAGAAAGAAAUUUUUGAACAACCCGAAUCUGUCAUCAAUACUAUGAGAGGACGUGUUAACUUUGAAAAUGGGACUGUAACUCUUGGUGGAAUCAAAGAUUACAUUCCAGAAGUAAAAAGAUGUAGAAGACUAAUGUUGAUCGGUUGCGGAACCAGUUACCACAGUGCCAUCGCCACAAGGCAGUUGCUGGAAGAACUUACUGAAUUACCCGUUAUGGUGGAAUUGGCGAGUGACUUUUUAGAUCGUACUACACCUGUGUUCAGAGAUGAUGUUUGCUUCUUUAUUUCACAAUCUGGUGAAACGGCAGAUACACUCAUGGCCUUGAGAUAUUGUAAACAAAGAGGUGCCUUAAUUGUCGGUAUUACCAACACUGUCGGAAGUUCCAUUUGUAGAGAAUCCCACUGCGGUGUCCACAUUAAUGCUGGUCCUGAAAUUGGUGUUGCUUCCACCAAAGCAUACACAAGUCAAUUUAUUUCAUUGGUUAUGUUCGCGCUAGUCAUGAGCGAAGAUAGAUUGUCUCUUAGACAGAGAAGAGUAGAGAUAAUUGAUGGUUUAAGAAAUCUGCAGAGUCAAAUCCGCGAAGUGCUUAAACUGGACGACAAAGUUAAAAGUCUCGCUGAAGACUUGUACAAAAAGAAAUCUCUGCUUAUUAUGGGUCGUGGAUUUAACUUCGCUACCUGUCUAGAGGGAGCUUUGAAAGUAAAAGAAUUAACUUAUAUGCACAGUGAGGGCAUUAUGGCUGGCGAAUUGAAACAUGGACCUCUGGCUCUUGUCGAUGAAACUAUGCCGGUAAUGAUGAUCAUGAUGAGAGAUCAUGUUUAUACUAAAUGCAUGAAUGCUCUGCAACAGGUUACUGCUCGCGAAGGCAAACCAAUUUUAAUCUGCCAAGAAGGAGAUAAAGAAACAAUGUCCUACAGCCAAAAAUACCUCGAAAUUCCGAAAACAGUGGACUGCCUUCAAGGAAUCCUAACCGUCAUUCCAAUGCAACUUCUUUCUUUCCACAUCGCUGUACUUAAAGGAUGCAACGUAGACUGUCCUCGUAAUUUAGCCAAGAGUGUUACUGUUGAAUAGUGUUUUUAUAUUAUUUGUAAGAUCAAAUCAUAAUUCUGAUGGGACCAGAAUUAAAAGUAUUCUACAUUUAGGUUCGACAUUUUUUACCUUUUUACAAAAUUUUAGGCGUCAAACGCACUUGUUGAUUUUUUUGUGUACAAAUGCAGCGUUCUAUAGAUGAAAUUCUAUUUACAAUCGUUUCAAAUAGUUUGAAAACUACGUUAAUAAUUAUUAAUACAGUUACCUUAACUAAUCUAAAAAGUAUAUUUUAACUUUGGAUUUGAACAUUACAUUUUUAUAAUAAUGGUUCCCAAAAUGAGAUUAGUUAUAAAUGUUGGAUGUUAUAUUUGUAAAAAUUAAAUCGGCAAAAACUUUAGCAACUGUGUUAAACAUUUUUAAAUUAUCUUUAUACAAUCAAUUGUUGCUCCGACAAAUUCAUUUUAAGUAUGUGAUAAAAACACUGAUAUUAAUUUACACAGAAUAUAUUGUUUUAGAAUGAAGCCCUUCAGCCAAACAUCUUUUAAGGUGAAUAAAUUCAGUGGAAAUU